CUGUCAAUAGCAUCUCACGGCUUAUAUUCAUUGGUCACGGAAUCCCCAAAUAAAACUUGUUUUGCUUCUUUUUAAAAUAUCCACAAAGACUGGUACCAACUUCAACCAUCUUCUUCGCUCUACCUGUAAACUCAAAGGAGAAAUAUGGCAGCCAGCAGACCUACUCUUAAUGAGAGAAUCCUGUCUUCGAUGGCUCGGAGAACAGUUGCUGCUCACCCUUGGCAUGAUUUAGAGAUUGGACCAGAUGCUCCAACUAUUUUCAACUGUGUUAUUGAAAUAGGCAAGGGUAGCAAAGUGAAGUAUGAGCUUGACAAGAAUAGUGGUCUUAUCAAGAUUGAUCGAGUUUUGUACUCUUCGGUGGUGUAUCCACACAAUUAUGGCUUCAUCCCACGAACCCUUUGUGAAGACAGUGAUCCCAUGGAUGUCUUGGUACUUAUGCAGGAGCCAGUGAUUCCUGGCUGUUUUCUCCGUGCCCGUGCAAUUGGACUUAUGCCCAUGAUUGAUCAGGGUGAAAAAGAUGACAAGAUAAUUGCAGUAUGUGCCGAUGAUCCUGAGUUUCGUCAUUACCGGGAUAUCAAGGAGCUUGCUCCACACCGUCUUCAAGAGAUCAGGCGUUUUUUUGAGGACUAUAAAAAGAAUGAGAACAAAGAAGUUGCAGUGAAUGAUUUUCUCCCUGCUGAAGCCGCCAUAGAAGCUAUUUCAUAUUCUAUGGAUUUGUAUGCAUCUUACAUUGUGGAGGGCUUGAGGCAAUAAGAUGCAUGGAAGUCUAACCAACUCAGCAAAUGCUCAAGGAUGCUCUUUAUCAUAUUUUACGGAACAUAGACAUCAUCCUUUUAGUAUCACACUAAAAUUUCAAAGAUGAUUUCGGGAAGAUUUCCUGUUCAAAUAACAGUGCUUAAAACUCUUUAAUAAGAGGGGAAAUUUUGCUUCAAGUAAGCUGAAAAUUGUCUUAUUACUUAUGGUCAGCUACUUAUCCUGUUAUAUUUAUUUACUAGGGCUUACGGCACGGGCAUGGAAUAGCUUUGGAUAAUAUAAGAGCUGACUUUUACGUCCC
Messenger RNA from Papaver somniferum (opium poppy), 1054 nucleotides. Its product is annotated as soluble inorganic pyrophosphatase 4. The transcript is spliced from 9 exons. Bases 145 to 753 code for a protein of 202 amino acids. Gene Ontology annotation, biological process: phosphate-containing compound metabolic process. NCBI's taxonomy places the organism in Eukaryota, Viridiplantae, Streptophyta, Magnoliopsida, Ranunculales, Papaveraceae. The record is from RefSeq and is a predicted model, not a curated record. Gene Ontology annotation, cellular component: cytoplasm. Gene Ontology annotation, molecular function: magnesium ion binding; inorganic diphosphate phosphatase activity.